This is a messenger RNA of Pteropus alecto (black flying fox), 522 nucleotides long. RefSeq names its product NANOG neighbor homeobox (gene NANOGNB). The record is from RefSeq and is a predicted model, not a curated record. NCBI's taxonomy places the organism in Eukaryota, Metazoa, Chordata, Mammalia, Chiroptera, Pteropodidae. Gene Ontology annotation, molecular function: DNA binding. The coding region runs from base 1 to 522 and encodes 173 amino acids. The transcript has 4 exons.
AUGGAGAGAGGCCCCGAUACUUCAGAAGUUCCUGAUACAGCUCUUGCUCUACAGAAACAACCAUUUGUGCCUCGUGAUCAAAAUCCAGAGCAAUCAAAUAGGAAUCAUAUUAAAGAUGAAAGACAGGAAAAGAAAAAAGAGAGAAAAGGAGGAGGAGGAAAAGAAGAAAAUGAAAAGGAAGUAGAAGAGAAACUGGAAGAGGAACAAGAGACAGAAGAGGAAAAGGAAUUAAAAAUGGAAAAUGAUGAAGAAUAUCCAGAGAAAAGAUUAGUCAGUAAACCUCUCCUGGACACUCUGUGGGCAAUGUUUAAGUUAAACAAAUGUCCCACAAUAGGAGAUAGUCUAUCACUUGCAUUUACAUUUAACAUGACAGAAAAGCAGAUAAAUCAAUGGUUUUUUAAAAAGAGGAAGAAAUUCAAUAAAGAAAUGUAUAAGCAGAAAUAUAAGAAAAAGCGUAAGAGAUACAGUGCUAUUACAUACUUAAUAGACUACAGUGGAGUAUUGGAGAAAGUUUCCAAUUAG